GCACGAUAGAAUCAAUCCCUCUGCCCCCCUUUCGUUUCUGGGAGCUUCUUUUUUAUUUUCCCCCAAUUUAUUUAAAACCUAUAUCAUUCGCUAACUCUUCUUCUGCAAGAUCGAAGAUUUGCGUUUUCGUUUUUUUAUUUUUCUCUUCAUAUCUUUGAAGCAGUUCCCAAGUCUCGCUCUUUCGUGGUGCCGAUUUUAGUUUUUCGCUUGGAAAAUCGUGGAUUUCGUUGAUUUCCGAUCCGAUUGAAGGUUUCCUGCAUUUUUUAUCUGACAAGUUCAUUCAAUACAAUAAGAAGGAAAAUUGUUAAUUGGUUCUGGACUGAGCAAUGCGGGGAUACGACAGAGAAGAAGUCGAAGAUUAUGAUGAUUAUGACAUGGAAGGAGAAUAUCAAGAUGAAGAUGUCAUGGAAGAAGAUGGGGAUGGAUAUGAGGAGGAAGAAGAAGAGGAAGAGGAAGAAGAAACCAGGCAACCUACACAAGAAGAAGUGGAAUAUCUAGAGUUAAGGCAGCGGCUGAAAGAAUCUAUCAGACGAAAGAGGAAGCAUGGUGCUGCAGGUUCUUCUCAAGAGAAGAAGCUUCCAUACAAUAACUUUGGAUCCUUUUUUGGCCCUUCUCAGCCUGUUAUUGCUCAGAGAGUUAUCCAAGAAAGCAAGUCAUUGUUGGAAAACCAGAAUUUGGUAUCGAAGAUGUUGACUUCCCGUCAGUCUAGUAAAAAGAACUCUGCUUCAGACGGUGCUAGACCAAGACAAGGACAACAUAUCCGGCCACCCAAACCUACAAGUGAGCUCAGAAAGAAAGUGGAGAAACUUAAGGUUGCAAGAGAUUACUCAUUUCUUGAAGAUGAUAGAGGGGUUCCAGCGCCUGCAAAAGAGCCUCCACCUCGAAAUGUUUCUGCUCCAACCUCUGAGGCGCGAUCGGCUCAAAUGUUUCCAAAAAGCAAACAAGCUUUGAGCAGCAACAGCAAUAGUGGCAGAAAUUCCCAAGGCAUCCGUGAUGAAAGGAAAUCAGUUCCUUUGAAGGGUCAAUUGCAAUCUAAAGCUGGUAGCCUUAAGUCUUCUACCAUUAAACCAAAUGGGAUGCCAAUGGAUUCUAGAAAGCAGCAUGGUGUUAGCAAUGGUAUGGGGCCAGGCCGGCCUGGUGGUGUUAGCAAUGGUAUGGGGCCUGGCCGGCCUGGUGGUGCUAGCAAUGGUAUGGGGCCUGGCCGGCCUGGUGGUGCUAGCAAUGGUACCGGGCCUAGCCGACCUGGUGGUGUAAGCAAUGGUACUGGGCCUGGUCGGCCUGGUGGUGCUAACAGUGGUUCUGGUCCUGGCCGGGCUGGUGCUGCUAGCAAUGGUGCAGGGUCUGGCCGGCCUGUUGGCGCAAGCAAUGGUGCAGGGUCUGGCCGUUCUGCUGGCCCUAAAGCCGUGCCUUCAAAGAUGCCUAUCGCAAAGAUGGAGAAGAAGAUUCCUCCACCUACUUCUAGGAAUCUCCCACCUAGUGAGAACAAAGCACCCUCCUCAAAAAUGCACUUAUCUGAUUCAAGACAGCACUUGGAACAGAAAAGGGGAUUACAAGAACGUAGUAAGGAUAAAAUGAUGCACCAAAGGCCUCCAGUAUCGUCAAAGCCACAGGUAAACAAGCCAAUCAAGCCAGUCUCAUCACAAUCUCAUAUGAAACCAAAUGUUCAGCGACCCAAGAAAAAGCAAUUAAGUGAAGAUGAAAAGGCUCUAAUGAUGAUCAGAAAUAUGUUCCACACUGAUCGAUAUCCAGUUUGUGAUGAUGAUGACGUUAGUGACAUGGAGGCAAAUUGGGAUGAGAUUAUGAAGGAAGAAAGAAGAAGUGCUAAAAUUGCAAGGCAGGAGGAUGAAGAACAAUUGAGGUUGAUAGAGGAAGAAGAGCGGCGGGAGCGGAUGCGGCGGAUGGCCAAAAAGCGCAAGCUGAGCCAACACUGAUAGAUUCGAUUGUUUGAUUGUAACCGAAUCCAAGCGGCAGCCAGGCUUGAAAUUCUGAAAAAUCUUUUUUCAUCUUCUGGUGUUUAUUUAUUUUGCCUAUGUAAUUACUACACAUUGAAGAAUGUUUUUUCAUUUUCAAGUUUUAGAAUUAAAUAAUACAUUAGAAUUUUCUUUUUUUUCGUUAAUAAGUAACUCGUUUUUGGUUGGUGCA
This is a messenger RNA of Gossypium raimondii (Peruvian cotton), 2142 nucleotides long. RefSeq lists its product as uncharacterized. Gene Ontology annotation, cellular component: nucleolus. The transcript has 10 exons. The record is from RefSeq and is a predicted model, not a curated record. NCBI's taxonomy places the organism in Eukaryota, Viridiplantae, Streptophyta, Magnoliopsida, Malvales, Malvaceae. The coding region runs from base 327 to 1931 and encodes 534 amino acids. Gene Ontology annotation, molecular function: DNA binding; histone binding. Gene Ontology annotation, biological process: regulation of DNA-templated transcription; nucleosome assembly.